Cucumis melo (muskmelon) is the source of this 2539-nucleotide messenger RNA. RefSeq names its product protein DYAD. Lineage: Eukaryota; Viridiplantae; Streptophyta; Magnoliopsida; Cucurbitales; Cucurbitaceae. The coding region runs from base 12 to 2213 and encodes 733 amino acids. The record is from RefSeq and is a predicted model, not a curated record. The transcript is spliced from 9 exons. Gene Ontology annotation, biological process: meiotic cell cycle; reciprocal meiotic recombination; meiotic sister chromatid cohesion.
UUGAGCAGGAUAUGAAAUUGGCAAUGUACUUGAAGAAUAGACAGGAACAUAGCUCCGUAGACGCCGCACAAACCCCUGCAUCAGCCAGACAUGCGCUGCCACCAUCUUCAGCUGUGGCGACCUCGAGUUGUACCGCUGAGGGUUACCUGGAGCAAAUAAAAGUGGGUUCUUUCUAUGAAAUAGACCACUCAAAGCUUUCACUUUCUACCCCAGAACAGCUAAGGGCAAUCCGUGUAGUCAUGGUGAGUGAAAAGGAUGAAGUCAAUGUAUCCUUGAGAUACCCAAGUGUUUAUUCGCUUCGCACACAUUUCCGUAACUGCAACAAUCCAAAUGGAAAAGGGCUCCCUGGACUAAAUGAGAAGUAUAUAAUGAGUUCAAACAUUGCUGGAGAUGCACUCUACCGGAGAAUAGAAACCGCGGAGAUUGAAAAUAGAAGAAAUUCCUGGAGCUUUUGGAUCGGACCGUCGGAGAACACUGAGAGAGAUCGAAGCUCGGGUUCUGGUGGGGAGGUCAACAAUGCAGUAUCAAAGAAGGGGAUUUGUUGGUCAGAACUCAAGUUUACUGGGAUGGUCCAGUGGGGUAGCCGGCGGCAAGUUCAAUACAUAGGUCGGCACGAAGAUAAAAAGAUUGUAGUUUUGUCAAAAUCGGUCGAUCAGCUGGAUGAAGCAAAAAACGAGAGUUUAGGAGAAGUGGACAAGAAAACAGAUCAAGAGGACGAGGAAGAAAUAUUUAAGGUCAUGAAAGACACGUAUGGAAAACGGAACAACCUCAAGAGGAAACGCUACAGCCCUAGAAACGUUCAGAAGAAUCUCAAGAAUGCACCUCCUCAAAAGAAAAAUGGGGUAAAACUCCGUAAUACAGGUAGGAAAAAAGAACUGAAGAAAUCCAUUGACAGAUGGUCGGUUGAGAGAUAUAAAUUAGCGGAGGAGAACAUGCUGAAGAUUAUGAAGACCAAAGGAGCAGUCUUUGGGAACCCAAUACUAAGGCCAGCCCUGAGAGCUGAAGCUCGAAAGCUGAUUGGUGAUACGGGCUUGCUGGACCAUCUACUGAAGCACAUGGCCGGAAAGGUGGCACCUGGUGGAGCUGACAGAUUCCGUCGCCGACAUAAUGCCGAUGGUGCAAUGGAAUAUUGGCUGGAGAGUGCCGAUUUGGUAAAUAUCAGAAGGGAGGCUGGAGUGCAGGAUCCAUAUUGGACACCGCCACCUGGUUGGAAGCUGGGUGAUAACCCUACACAGGAUCCCAUUUGUGUCAGGGAUAUCAAGGAGCUCCACGUUGAGAUUGCCAAUAUUAAGAAAUCCAUUCAAGAACUGGCAUCUGCAAAGCAACAAGAUUUAAAUAUCGUGACUAAACCGAUUUCCGAUGUUACAUCCACGAGUCUGGACCACGAAAUACAUUCCUUGACUGCAUUAAAGGAAAUCUACAACGAAUUGAUGAAUAAAAAAGUCAAAAUCGAGGAACAGCUAAUAGAGAUUUCACUAUCACUGCGUGGAAUGGAGGAGACGACAAGGAACCUAAAAUCAAAAGUGGAGGAGGGAGAAGAAGAGGGUAAUAUGGUCGGAAAAACAGAGGACAAGGCAGCAAAAAUCCGAAGGCUAAAGAGUGGGUUCAGGAUUUGCAAACCACAGGGUACGUUUCUAUGGCCAAAUAUGGGAAUGUCCCCUCAGCUGCAGGACGAUGAACCUUAUUUUGUGGUCCCAACCCCACCUUCAGUUUCUUCAACCACCGCUGCACCACGCCUAAUCUCACUCUCACCUUCACCCUCCUCUCUUGGGCCCCACCCCACAUCCCCUGUUAAACCAUUGGCCAUGCGUCCACUCACUACAACCACUACCACGGCCACUUUCUCAAAUAUCACAACAAACCCUAAUCUCAUCAACCUUAAUGAGGUUCCUCCUCAUGGACCUUGCGACCUUGCUUUCUGUGGGACACUCACCUACCAACGGAGACACUCCAAUGCUACCGCCUGCCAUGACUUGCCAAAUUUGGUAUGUGGAAAUCAAGAGAAUGAUGGUGUGGAAGGAAAGGAAUGCUCAGGGUCUCCUUCCUCCACUCCUUCGUGGUUGCUGAUGAGAGAUAAAUGGUUGUUGGAUCUUGCAACCUCUAAAUCAUCUCUAGAUCUAUUUUCAGAAGAUAUUGGGCCCUCACCUAUGGCAAGAAGAGAGGCAUCAGGAGAAACUCUUGCUAGAGCACCUUCAGGCAGGCAUUUGCAAUGAUGGCCAUAUAGUCACAGCGGGGUGUCAGAGUAAAAACUGGUUGUUUUUGUGUUUAGUUUACCAAACUAGCCUCAAUAUUUUAUCAUCUGUCAGAAACAUAUGUUGAAGCUUUUAACUCUUAAAAUGUGUUUCGUUUUGUAUCAUAGUGUUUUUCAUUUCCCAUUUGUAAAUAUCGCACUAAAUUGCAACUUCUAUUUAUUUAAUUGUGACUUGCUUCAUCAAGCAACAUUUGACAUCUCUAAGUUUUGACAAUUAUGAGGUCUUUCAAAUUACACUUGUGUCGUGUUUUGUAAACACUGAAAUCAAUAAUCAGUAAUUGCCCUGGA